Molecule: messenger RNA, 2173 nt
Organism: Topomyia yanbarensis
Lineage: Eukaryota; Metazoa; Arthropoda; Insecta; Diptera; Culicidae
Product: nose resistant to fluoxetine protein 6-like
Exons: 12
Coding region: 53-2137 (694 amino acids)
Molecular function (GO): acyltransferase activity, transferring groups other than amino-acyl groups
Source: RefSeq, a predicted model, not a curated record
UUGGAUUUUUAACCAAAGUUUAGUGUGUAAAUAGUGAAUGUGGUGAAACAUAAUGCUGCGAAUGUUUUCGAAUUUCAUAGUGUCGACAGCGGGAGCCCUUUUGCUAGCAAGCUGUACGGUGAGCGGCGAUUCGUUUGUUGAAUUGUCGCAGUACCACCGCAUGCCCAAGCUGUCCGAGUUCGACGAUUACGAUCAAUGUAUGGAAGGGGGACCGGUUGGAACGGUGGCCACAUACUGUGUGAUACGACUGGCCAUUGAACCUGACAACAGUUCCGAGUUAUGGCAUACGAUUGAGGCCUUUUCACGAGAUCGAAGACAUUACAAUCAUCGCCAUCUGGAGCGUGGAGUCUGCGUAGAACAAUGCAAGCAGUUAGUUCAAGGACUGUCCAACACAACCCGACAGAUGCUGAAAGCCAACAAGUUCGAAAUUGACUAUCCGUACAUUUUCGAUGUGUCCGUAUUCAAAGAUACGUACAAGAACCGCGAUCGCUACGGAGAGUUGCUGGAAGUUUGCUUAAACUACAAACUGAAUCAGACUUAUCAAUUGAAGGCAUACACAGAAAUUGAGGUCUGCGAUAGGAACGAUGAGUCUAGUGACACUGAUUUGUUGGACAUGCUAUUCAUAGCAGUUUUCAUCACUAUAAUCACUAUUGUUGUGAUGUCAAGUUGGUACGAUAAAAGGAUCAACUACAAACAAGAUGUGCUACAUUACAAGACCGAUAUCAUCAGCAAAAAAAAUAAGAUUUACGUGUCGUUCUCAAUUGUUCGUAACUGGUACCGUUUAACGUCACGUUCGUCAGACUCUCUGCAUAAAGACCUCCGAUUCUUUCAAGCAAUAAGGUUCUUCACAAUGAUAUUCGUCAUUUUUGGACACGCCAUGUUCAUGUACGCUAUAAUUCCCAUUCAGAAUACAUCCGAGAUGGAAUUGAUGUACCACCGCAUCGGAACGAUGAUCCUAACGGGUGGGGUUCAAAUUACCCAAAUCUUCUUCUCCAUAAGCGGUGUCUUGAUGACACUCCAUGUUAUGACCUAUGCCGAGCAAAGCAGCAACAAGAUCGGGAUCCUUUUCCUGCUGAAAGCUAUCAUAAAUCGCUACGUCCGACUAACUCCGGUGUAUGCCUUCAUCAUUCUGCUGCAUGCCACUUGGUUGGUGAAAAUGCAGGAUGGUCCAUUGUGGAAACAUUAUACGGAAACCGAAAAGGUCUACUGUCGGAGGAAUUGGUGGACCAAUUUGCUGUACGUCAACAACUACGUAAAGGCGGAUCAACCGUGCGUUCAGCAAGGAUGGUACCUAGGGUGUGAUUAUCAGCUUUUCAUCGCUGGAACAUUGCUAUUGAUCUUGAUCAAUAGAUUCCGCAGAUUCCUGAUACCGAUCGUAACGUUAGCCUCCAUUGGAUCAUACGUGCUUCCUGCGCUGUUCAUCUACUAUCAGAAACUGGAGGGAGUUUUUGUAAUAACACUCGAAGCCCAGCGAUUCAUCUUGUGGCAAGAUCAACACUACCUGAAGUCAUACGUUCCCCUCCAUGUCAACACAGGAAACUUCCUCGGCGGAAUGAUAACUGGUCUCAUCUAUAUGAAUUUCAAAAAGCGAAAUUUUAAUCCGGUUCGGAAAGCGUGGUUCCGCAUCCUUUGGUAUUCGAUUAUCCCGACAGCUCUCGCAAGCCUGCUGAUUCAGUACAUUUUCUACGUGAACGACUUCAAAAAACCUUCCAUCUGGAUGGCAAUCUACUUCCCGGUGACGAAGAACUCCUGGGCAUUUUUCGGCUGUAUUUUCAUCCUAGGAUUCAUAAAUGGGAUCGCCCCGAUAUUGCAGCGGAUCUUCAACCAGCGAAUAUUUGAGCCCUUGGGACGCCUAACAUACGCUGCUUUUCUGUCCCACGCGUUUGUGAUGCGCUUGAUUGUUUUAAGCGUACGAACUCCAACUCACAUCAAUCUAAGUGUUUGGCUUACCAUUACUUUCGCUACGCUUGUGUUUUCAUAUCUGAUGGCGUUGUUUCUGUGUCUGGCUUUGGAGCUCCCUGUAUCUGCAUUGCAGAAACACAUGCUCUGUUCAUGGAGAGUUGAUGCUGGCAAGCAACUCGAUUCAGAAGUCACUAUUGCAGUGAAAAAAGAACAAAUACAGAACAGUUUACCGUAGACAUUUGAAGGCACAACGAAAAACUAGUUUAUCGAA